AUGGAGAGUUCGUUCUUCUACGGUUAUCUCGUCACACAAAUCCCUGCCGGGUUUCUAGCUGCCAAAUAUCCUCCGAACAAACUUUUCGGAAUCGCUAUAGGUGUUGCUUCAUUUCUAAAUCUUCUUCUGCCAUACGGAUUUAAAUCGAAGAGUGAUACACUUGUGGCAUUGAUACAGAUUCUUCAAGGACUCGUACAGGGUGUCGCCUACCCGUCGAUGCACGGUGUUUGGCGGUAUUGGGCUCCACCACUAGAGCGGUCCAAGCUGGCCACAACCGCAUUCACCGGUUCCUAUGCUGGAGCGGUGCUUGGACUUCCUGUGUCGGCAUUUCUGGUCUCGUACGUGGGAUGGAGUGCCCCAUUCUACCUCUACGGAUUCGCUGGUGUUGUUUGGUCUGUGUUCUGGUUUUCGCUCACUUUUGAGAAACCCGCUUUCCAUCCGACGAUAACUCAAGAUGAAAAGAAAUACAUAGAAGACGCCAUCGGGCAUGUGUCCGCCACUCAUCCUUCCUUCCAUAACAUACCCUGGAAAGCCAUUGUGACAUCGAAGCCUGUGUGGGCGAUCAUAGUGGCGAACUUUGCAAGGAGCUGGACGUUCUACCUACUUCUCCAGAAUCAACUGACGUACAUGAAGGAGGCGCUCGACAUGAACAUCAGUGAUUCUGGAAUGCUCGCCGCCCUACCACAUGCCGUCAUGGGCAUCGUCGUUUUGUUCGGAGGGCAGCUAGCCGAUUAUCUUCGCUCAAAUAAGAUUCUCUCCACCACUGCCGUACGGAAAAUUUUCAAUUGUGGAGGAUUCGGGGGUGAAGCAGCGUUUAUGCUUGUCGUCGCCUAUACAAAGAAGGAAUCGACGGCCGUUUUGGCGCUAGUGCUAGCCGUCGGUUGCUCAGGAUUCGCUAUCUCAGGAUUCAACGUGAACCAUUUGGAUAUUGCACCUCGUUAUGCUGCCAUCCUUAUGGGAUUUUCGAAUGGAAUCGGAACGCUGGCCGGUCUCACGUGUCCCAUUGUUACCGAGAAAUUUACAGAAAGCGGACCUCAGGGAUGGGUGAAG
Messenger RNA from Ostertagia ostertagi, 1050 nucleotides. The record is from the annotation of a GenBank genome assembly. Lineage: Eukaryota; Metazoa; Nematoda; Chromadorea; Rhabditida; Trichostrongylidae.